UGUGUUACGUGUGAAGAUUAAAGUUAGUGUUUUCAUUUUUCCCACCUCGUCGUACUUCGAAAUAAAGUUAUAAGAAUAUAAUAGCAGUAUUCAAGGUGUUUUCUUUCAAUAUUUUAGAAAUAUCAGAGCAGAAACGACAAACUUGAGAACCCGCUGAGUCAUUGAUUUUCUUGAGAGAAAAAAAGACGCCAGAUACUACACGGAGCAGCUUUAGCAACGAUUUGGAGAACCUAUCAGAUGCAAUAAUGGACGGAGAAGGUGACCCGCACACCGAGGAAUUUCCUCCCGUCUUCGAGGAAGAUUGUCCUCCAGUGGCGAACAUAGACCGAUCAGAGAGAUCCCGGCUUCAAGAAUCCCAAGAUAGUGGCUACGAGGCUUCACCGAUUCGGAACAGCUGCCAAGAAAUAUUUAUUUUCAGCAUGGAUACUUCCACAGAUGAUGUAGGUUUGUGUGCAACUGGUAUGGGUGAACAGUGGUCAGCUGAUGAAAAUAAUAUGGAAACUACUCCCUAUAAAUCUGAUUCACGUAGUUCAGUUGACCAUUCUUGUCUGUGUGUGUGUGGAGAAAGUCAAAAUUGUUGUUCACAUACUUCCUCUGGAAGUCUUCAGACCAGGAAUGCUCUUUGGUCUUCGGUCAAUGCUUUCGUUCGUCCCAGUUCCUUCCCUCUUGAUUGUAGUCCACGUACUGACUUGUUUUCUUCAUCUGACCAGUCUUUCCCUACUCUUCGACCCUUUCAAUCACAGAAUAUUAACACCCAUUCCGUCCACAUCCGGUGUGGCUGGACUGUCAACGAAGGUCCGCUUCCACCCGUUGAGAACCAAUAUAUUUCGGUAGCAACACAGACAAAUGUUGAAAGUCUGCGCCAGGAAACUUAUUCGUAUGGAUCUGUUGAUGAUCCAGUCUUCCAAAACCAAGACAGCAAUUCGCCUCUAAUGCACCGCAUUAAUCGAUCUCUCCCAGAUGUAGUCCAAACACCACGCAUCCAAUCGCGCACGAGGUCACAAUCCGUGAACUUGCCGUUAGACGAGUGGAUACAAGAAACUGGAAGUAUUUUGAGAGAAUUGAGUGAAAACUUUGAAGGAAACAGACAUGAGCCUGUUUCCAUUCCCCCUUGGAUGAACCGUAUUCUUUCAUGGUCACAGAGUAGCAACCGAAGACAAGAUAUAGUGAGACGUCGACCACGGUUUCACUCCUCCAGUGAAGGUCCUCCUGUGGAUAUGUGACCUUUAACUUCCCCUAAGUAUACAACCAUUGAUCUCGUGUAUAUAAGAUAUCGUGAAAAGCAUGUUUUUUUUUUUUUUACAGCUUAAAAGUAACUUGCUCAAGUUUUGUAGCGUGUAGUGAAGUUGUUAGAUUGGCGUGAAAACUUAACGUAAGACAGACUACUUCCAUUCUCGCUCUAAAAUGUUUUGAAAAGUGAGAACCAAACACUAGGUUGGUGCUGUUCGCUGUGUAGAGGUUGUGAUGUGUCACAUUGGAUAGGAGCUCAUUCACCGUUGCCAAAGAUUUGUUAUACAUUUAUUCGCUAAACUAACGUACUUCUUCAUCAAGCAACUCAAAUAAAACUUAAGUAUUAACUCACUGUUACCAAAGGAAUGCGCAAAAAAAAAAGACAAAUACAAUGAAAGUAUUCCAAGUUAAGAGCUAUUUCAUGACAGUGACUAUCACAUUCAGAGAAUUCUCAGAGAACAUGAAAAUUCAUUGAAUACUUUUUUCGUCUUAUUGUAGUUAUUGUAAAUACUUUUUUCAGCUAUUGUUAAAUUUGAUUACCCUUGACUACAAGGCCAACAUUUCUGCAUCUCAGUAUGUUUUAUGAUGCUAAUGACCUCGUUUCAAAAUUACCAAAGCAAUUAAAAAAGGCUUUAGAAAAAAAAAAUUACAUGCAUUGAUUAUAAUGCAUUAGUUAUUUGAAAGUAAUUUUUUUUCUUGUUUUACACUUGUGAAUAUACAUUGUAAUUAGACAUUUAUUAUGUGGCUUGUAAAUAGUUAUAGUUUUAUAUACACAUAUAUAUAUACAUAUAUAUAUUCUUUAACCAAAUGAAAACCGUUAUUUUACGGUAUGUGUGUGAAAUUACCCAAUGAAACAUCAAAACUCUUCAUUUCUGUUCUAACCUAAGAACAAUUAUCCUAUUUGUACGUCUCUCUUAUUGUAUACAUACCCAAUUCACUAUUCCCACCCUUGAUAUGUUAAUUUUAAAAUAUCAGAUAUUCAAAUCUGUGUACAUUAUUUUUUUAUAACAACAAUGUGUCCUUCGUCAUUAAUCUUUACUUUAUGAAACAGUACUCAAAAUACUUGAUUAAAUUUCUGAUCACCAAAAGAAAGAACUUUAUCAGUAAACAAACGCUACUUGUCUAUGAUGUAGCAAAACACACGACCUGUUGAAUAUUUUCUAAUUACCUCCUGUGAAUUUUUAUUUGUUGUAGUUGUUCUAUAUAGUUAGAACGUAUUUCAGUAUUUCGAAGUUAUUGUUAUGUUAUGACUGGUGUAAUUUUACUCAUAAGAAUUCAAGUUAUUACUGGGGUCAGAAAUUAAUGUAACAUGAAAUUAGAAUUGCCAUUUUGUCUGGAAAACGGCCUAAUAAUCAUACAACGUAAGCGAUAUUUUUGAUCUUGUGAUACUUGUACUAAGUGUGUUAAGAUCACUAACACAUGCUUAAUAUUCCUAAGAAAAAUUUGACAAAUUCUUUUUAUUUUAUUUUAUUUAAUUUACCGAUAAACGUAAAUUGCUAAAAUCAAAUUGUCUCAUUAUGAUGAAAUGUUUUUUUUUAAUUCUUUGUAAUUCAUUGUACAUUCAAAUUUAAUCACAUUUGCCUAAUAAUAUUCCAAGUUUAUUUUGUUUCACAAAUUGAAUUUGUUUCUUAUUUAGUUGGUAAGACGUUUAGCUUGAGUGAAAAACUUAAGUUUAUUCGAACUUUCGCUUAAUCUUUAUUUCCUUCAUAGAAUAUGUAUUCAUACAAAAAAUGAUACAUUUGGACGUUUGUAGACCGUAAUGUAUUUUUGGUAAAUCAAAACAAUGGUAACGCUCACACUUGACAUUAUUUAAAUUUAACGUAUUAAUUUUGUAUGUUUUAAUGUAAGUUAUGAAAACUUGGUAGUUGUAUAAAAAACUGGUAUUAAUCCAAACCAGAAGUUCUGCAUAAAGAGUUGCUUUAGAAGCAUUGGGAACGUUUCCAGUAAACAGUGUGAAAACGUAUUCUCUUAUAAAACAGCCUAAAUCACAAUCGAGGAAUAAACAAACAAACAAAAACAAUAAAGUUGGUUGGCUGGCUGUGCUCCGCCAACAACGGGUAUUGAAAACCCAAUUUUUUAGCGUUGUCAGCAUGCAGACUUACUGUCGGGUCACGGGGGUGGGGGGGAGGGGGUGUAUUUGGUGUUGACCGUGACCUU
Limulus polyphemus (Atlantic horseshoe crab) is the source of this 3387-nucleotide messenger RNA. RefSeq lists its product as uncharacterized. The transcript is spliced from 5 exons. Lineage: Eukaryota; Metazoa; Arthropoda; Merostomata; Xiphosura; Limulidae. The coding region runs from base 246 to 1223 and encodes 325 amino acids. The record is from RefSeq and is a predicted model, not a curated record.